UCCCAAUUUACUGCAUCGCCGGUUCUCAGGCUCAGGCUCUCAGUCAGUUCUCUUUUCACUUGGCUGCUGAGCGUGCGUCGGGUAGGUACGCAGGCUGUCCCCGUACUAAAACAACGCGCUAGCGGGCGGUGACAUUCACGGCCUACUCGAACUAAUCUUAUCAUGCACCCAGUUCAACCACCGCUGAUCCUGACGGGACGCUCGUGAAUUUUCUGCGGGGACGGUAGUGAGACGUCGGUUUUUCCGGGCUUAAGAUGCCCUGCGACUAUUUUUUGUUCACUUACGGCUAGUGCAGGGAAUCAUAGAAAAUGUGCCUUUGUUUCAGUGAUAGUUGGUGUUCGCCCGGGGUCAAAUUAUUUUGUCGCGCCGUUUUUGUGUUGUGCGUUGUCGUAUCGACGACUUCCGCGCCCGUUAGGAUUAAAAGGGAAUACAUCGACGAUCAUGUGCAAAAUUACCUGAUGCGGUUCGGGUACUUACCGAAAGCGAGAGAUGGCGCUUUCGCCCUAAGGACCGAGGAAUCUGUUCGAACUAGUUUGAGUGAACUCCAACAAUUCGCCGGCAUUCCCGUUACCGGGCGUUUAGAUGACGCCACUGUGAAGUUGUUACGGACGCCGCGGUGCGGACUUCCGGAUAAAAUUAUUCAGACUUCCGGAAGACGGAAACGAUUCACCUUGCAGGGAGAGAAGUGGCCUUACCUCGAUUUAACAUGGAGUUUGAGGACCAAGAGAUUGAACGGGCUGAACAGGGACGAAGUUCGACAGAUGAUCGCCAGGGCUUUUGGAGUUUGGUCAAGGCACUCCAAAUUGACUUUCAGGGAGGUUGACGAUGACCGAGCGGACAUACUGAUCUAUUUCUACAGUCGAGACCAUGGAGACAAUUUCGAUUUCGAUGGAAAAGGUGUUGUCUUGGCACAUGCUUUCUUCCCUAAUGGUGGAAAAAAUAUAGAUGUGCAUUUUGAUGCCGACGAAACAUGGACUUUGAGUAGCGAUCCUAAUGAAGAAGGAACGAACUUUUUCAACGUAGCAGCUCAUGAGUUCGGCCACUCUUUGGGAUUGGCCCAUUCUUCCGUUGAUACUGCCCUUAUGUUCCCUUGGUACAAGGAGAUAGAAGAUAAUGGUUACGAUUUUGAACUACCCGACGAUGACAGAAACGCUAUACAAACUCUUUAUGGAUCAAGAGAAAAUCGGUUAUGGGGAAGAUUAUAUCCUGAUAGAACCAGAACUACUACAACUACUACAACAACAACAACUACCCCAAGAACAUACCCUACGAGAAGAACUUAUCCUACCAAACCAAUAAGGCGCCCUGAGAGACCUCAACAGAGACCCUACGAUCCUCGCUACCCCAACGGAAUCCACCCCUCAUUGCCUUACGACCCGAAGAAAGGCAACAAGUACCCCUACUACCCACAAAAGCCUUCCAUCCCCAAAAAACCGCAGUAUCCUCCUAAACAGCCCAAAAAGACUCCCUUCAUUCCUCCCCACCCCACAAGAGUGACACCCGUCCAUCGUACUACAACGACAACCACCACCACAAAAGCACCACCACAUCAUCACCACCCAAAGAACGAGCAUCACCACAACCAUCACCGUCCCAAGGAGGCUUCUCCAGCAAUGCCGGUUCCUAAUACCUGCGACACCAGUUACGAUGCAAUAUCUGUCAUAAGGAGAGAAGUUUUUAUAUUCAAAGGAGCAUACUUUUGGAGGAUAGGCGACAAGGGGUUGAUGGAAGGGUAUCCGGCAGAAAUAACGAGGCUGUUCAGGGAGUUGCCACACAAUUUGACUCACGUUGAUGCAGUAUACGAGAGACCGGACAAUAAAAUUGUAUUUUUCAUCGGAAAAAAAUACUAUCUCUUCAGUGGUAACAGGUUGGAGAGAGGCUACCCGAGGCCGUUGACUGAUUUGGGGUUACCAUCUCAGCUGGACAAGAUAGACGGCGCAAUGGUUUGGGGCCACAACGGGCAGACCUACUUUUACAGCGGAAAUAUGUACUGGCGAUUCGAUGAAGAUUCCGCCAAGGUUGAAUUAGAUUACCCAAGGGACAUGUCUAUGUGGAAAGGAAUAGGUUCCGAUAUAGAUGCAGUCUUCCAGUGGAAAGAUGGAAAAACCUAUUUCUUCAAGGGCAAGAAAUUCUGGAAAUUCAACGAUCAAUACAUGAGGGUUGCCCACGAUGAACCCAAGUUAUCAGCGCCAUUUUGGAUGGGCUGCACCAGCAACAUUGAGGGUGCGCUUCCAGUAGGAGGAUCCCCAUCACUUUCUGGUCCCAGAGCUGUGAAAACCGAUUUCUGCUUCUCCAUCGUAUCAUUAGUUAUUCUGCUAAUUUUUCGCAAAUACGCGGAAGUCAAAGUGAAUAUUUGAAAUCAAUUUUUGAUCCGUAGGCCAUCUGAACAAGAAUCUUCGAAGGACUAGUUUGUUCCUUGAAUGAUGAGUACUAGAAAAGAGUAGAAGGAAUAAAGAUAUAAAUAAUUUCUCAAACAUAAAUCAGCGAUUAUUUAUCUCCGAAAUGCUGAUGCGAUUGACGAUACUAGUGUAGUUGGAAAAAUCGAGAAUAUAUUAUCUUUGGUAAAUAUUUUUCUAUAAGCUGGAGUAUAUUUUGUAUUCAUUCGUAUAGGUAUAGGAGGUUUGAUAUGCCUAAGAUCUCGGAAAAUGUUCGUUUUUCCGCUCUCUCAAUUUUAUAUCGGAACUAGGUAAUGGAUAAGAUCCGUUUAUGGAAACUGCCAUUUUGAAUCGUGCUGUUCAAUAGUUAAUUGUACACUUUCAGUGAAAUGAACUGCCAAUGUUCAUCAGUGUCACAGCGAGAAAUGUAUUUUACAGUUUCAACUAGUCAUAUAUUGUUUUUUUCUGUUGACUAGGUGUUGAUGGAGAAUCAUAAAUAAUAAAUAAAAGGGCAUAUGAAGUAUGAUCCUAUGAGGAACAUUUCUUAACUUUCAUGCAAUACAAAAUAGAAAAAAAGUUAAUUCUUCCAUUAUUUCAGCUCUUAUUACAUCUUCCUUUCUAAUAAUAUUGAAAAAGACAUCUGUAUUGACACGUACGCUGAUAGGCUUUUUCAUCCGCAGUUGAUUCCGCCCAACUACUCAAAAGUAAUUACCAUCGAUCCAAUACGAAUUCCAUGAAAUCAGUAAAAUUUUUAUUACUCGAGGUUCAUAUUCAAUUUCAUAAUUUUUUCUGCUUUAUCGUGUUGCUAAAAAUUACGCUCUUGAAGCCGCAAUCAAGACUGAUUUCAUUUUCACAAAAAAAGUGCUCAAUAUAUAAAGCGCACGUAUAUUGCAUAUAAACUCAAUAUGCACCUUAUUCUUAUUUAGACUAUAAGAAAACCGCUUUAAUUUAUGCUUAUGUCCUACUGUGAUAUACAAUUUUAUACCAUUCAAUAUUGUGAAUUGAUAUUUUGUAAUAUUCUCUUAUAUCGAUUAUUCUUUAAGCAGAUAUUGAAUCAAGAAGACCAUUAUUAGAAAUUGAAGGAUAGUGUAUUUUGCAUAAGUUAUUUUCUUAUGUCAUAGACGAUAUACGUUCUUGUAUAAGUGUAACAAUCCAUUGAAUAUAUCCGAUUUAUGUAUAUAGAAUUAGUUACUUUAUAAAUAAAGAGUAAUGAAAUAUUGAAA
Coccinella septempunctata (seven-spotted ladybird) is the source of this 3598-nucleotide messenger RNA. RefSeq names its product matrix metalloproteinase-2-like. Gene Ontology annotation, biological process: extracellular matrix organization; collagen catabolic process; proteolysis. Gene Ontology annotation, molecular function: metalloendopeptidase activity; zinc ion binding. The record is from RefSeq and is a predicted model, not a curated record. The coding region runs from base 309 to 2357 and encodes 682 amino acids. Gene Ontology annotation, cellular component: extracellular matrix. NCBI's taxonomy places the organism in Eukaryota, Metazoa, Arthropoda, Insecta, Coleoptera, Coccinellidae. The transcript is spliced from 10 exons.